AUGAAUUACCUGUACAUGAAGAAGUGUGUGGAGUCCAGCCCAGUGGUGCCCAUCCAGAAGCACUGGCUAAGCUCCAUGCUGUCCCUGGUGCCACAGUCACUGCAGAAGGGCAGGGAUAUGGAGGCUCUUGUUCAGGACCUUUUAGAAGAAGUUUCACAAGACUUUGAAAAAAGCAUGAAGAGACACCUGGUGAAAAGUUUUUUGGUGAAACCAGAUGUUAAAGGUUUGGAAUCAGAAGAUCCUGAUCUGUUGCCUGAAGAUCCCACGGGUCUGGAUUACUCCAAGCCAUGGCAUCAGAGUUUUGUACAAGCCAGAAAUGAGAUCAAUAAGAACUUGUACCUGCUUCAUCCAGCCUUGAGGACCAUGCUAGACCUGGGCUACUCAGCUUUUUCAAGUCUGCUCAUUAUUGAUCUGUCUGGUUACAGAUCGAAGGGGCCCGUUGAAUGUGAGUCAUUAAAGAAUAACGUGUCCCUAGCUUGUGCGAAGACAGAAGAAAAGUUAAUGAACACAUGGUACCCCAAAGUGGUCAAUCUCUUUACCAGCAAAGAAGCCUUCCAGCUCAUUAAACCUGACAAAGUAGACUCCUUCUACAGCUGUGUCUCCACUCUGAUCUCCAAUCAGAUUAAGGACCUCUUACAGAGGACAGUAGAAGCUUUCAUAAAAUUAUUUGACCCUGAAGAUACGCAGUACUUACCGCUUUUCAAAAUGCAACUUACCUUUGAUGAUGAGAAGAUGGAUUUUUAUCCCAGCUUCCAGGACUUAGAAGAAGCCAUUUUGUUCAUUGUGACCAGAGUCUCGGAGACAUUACAGAAUGUUCAGUCAGUUCAAUCAUGGCUGUCUGGCAGCAAUACAGUUCAAAUUAUUGAGGCCACAUUGUCUAACUACAUCAUCAAUUCUGCUGUUCUGAAGCUGAAAACAACAAUCAGCCACCAUUUAAAGGAGCCCAUGAUCCAUUUCCAGACAUAUGUUGAAAGUUACAGCUGGCUUGUGGACGGCUCAGCAGAUGAGAAAGUGCAGACGUUCCUGAAUGAAGAGCACAGCUUUGAUGAAUAUACAGCGUUCAUAGAACAGUUCCACAGCCUGGCCAGGGAAAUAAUGGGACUGCCCGCACGGGCUCACUUUACUAUGGUGCAGUUGGAUUGUGAUGAUCUCAAGGAAGGGCUGGCUGACAAGGCCAAAAGCUUAGCCAACAUAUUGCUAGAGAGUCUGGUGGCAGACCACAGAUCGGAGAAUGAAAACAUCUGUACGGAAUUCGAGGCCAUUAAAGUUAAGGUGUUAAAAGUUCCUGAAACAACAGAAGAUGUAAUUGCAGAGAUUGAAUUUGUUGAGGAGGCUAAAACGAAAGGCAUUGUAGCUCUGAAAUCCCGAAUCUUGGAAUGCCAGAGAAGAAUGAAUUAUCUUCUAGAUGUAGUUUUAUUUUCACCAGCAGAUCUUGCCCUAAACUCGACAGUGUUAUUGUGGCCUCAAAAUAUUAACCCAGUGUUUGAUGAAAAUGAUGAGCUGAUUGAAAAGGCCAAGCGUAAAGGAGAGAGUGAACUAUUGGGGAAGAGAGAGAAGCUCAUGCUUGAGCUGGAAAAGAUGUCACGUCGGAUGGAGGAGUUUGCAGAGUGCUCUGAGUUGGAUAUGAUGCAGCAGUAUGUGGCAGACGUGAGAACAGUACAGAAGCGAAUAGCAGAUGCCGAGGAGGUCAUAGCUUACAUUAAUAAAGAAGAAGCGUUGUACAAAUGGGACCUGACAAGCUACCCUGAGCUGGAUGCCUUGAAAGCUGACAUCGACCCAUACCAGAAACUGUUUGCCCUCAUUUAUAAAUGGCAAAGGGCUGAAAAGAAGUGGACCGAUGGAGCUUUUCUUGACCUGAAUGGAGAGAGCAUGGAAGCUGAAGUAGAUGAAUUCUUCCGAGAGGUGUAUAAGAUGAUGAAACUGUUCCAGCAGAAGGAAAAGAAGGCAGAACAGGAGAAGAAGAAGGCAGUCAUUCAAAGGUCAUUGACAGAUGAUAAGGUGGAAGAAGAGAAGAAGGAAAGCAGUACAGUUCUUAUGUGUUCUUCCAUUAUCGAGCAAAUCAAGGCUUUUAAGGAAUAUAUCCCCCUGGUGAGCAUCCUUUGUAACCCAGGAAUAAGGACCCACCACUGGGAUCAGAUUUCGGAGAUUGUAGGGUAUGACCUUACACCCAAUUCUGGUACCACCCUCAGAAAAGUUCUGAAGCAGAAUUUAACUCCUUAUCUCGAGAGAUUUGAGCAGAUUAGUGCUGCAGCUAGCAAGGAAUUUUCCUUGGAAAAGGCAAUGCAUACAAUGCAGGACAUGUGGGACUCCAUUUCCUUUAACACCAGCGCUUACCGUGAAUCAGGUGUGUCCAUCCUAUCCGCAGUGGAUGAAAUCCAGACCAUUCUAGAUGACCAGAUUGUCAAGACACAGACAAUGAGAGGAUCCCCUUUCAUCAAGCCUUUUGAGAAAGAAAUAAAGCAAUGGGAGGAGCGCCUUAUCAGGAUCCAGGAAACGAUUGAUGAAUGGCUGAAGGUGCAAGCUCAAUGGCUCUACCUAGAUCCUAUAUUCUCUUCUGAGGACAUCAUGCAGCAAAUGCCUGAGGAAGGACGACUUUUCCAGACAGUGGACAGAAACUGGAGAGAAAUCAUGAAACACUGUGUAAAAGACCCCAAGGUUUUAAGUGCCACCUCCCUCACUGGCCUUCUGGAAAAGCUGCAGGAUAGUAACACGCUCCUGGAUAAAAUCAUGAAGGGGCUUAAUGCUUAUUUGGAAAAGAAGAGGCUUUUCUUCCCUAGAUUUUUCUUCCUGUCCAAUGAUGAAAUGCUGGAGAUUCUGUCUGAGACAAAGGAUCCACUCCGAGUUCAGCCUCAUCUCAAGAAAUGCUUUGAAGGGAUUGCUAAACUAGAGUUCCUCCCCAACUUGGAUAUCAAAGCCAUGUACAGCUCGGAAGGGGAGAGGGUUGAACUUAUCCAGACAAUUUCCACUUCAGAGGCACGAGGGGCUGUGGAGAAAUGGCUCAUCCAGGUGGAGGAUGUAAUGCUGAGAAGUGUACGCGACGUUAUUGCCCGCUCUAGAAUGGCAUAUCCUGAGACUGCCAGGAAAGACUGGGUGAGAGAGUGGCCAGGACAGGUAGUGUUAUGUGUAUCUCAGAUGUUCUGGACCAGCGAGGUGCAUGAAGCUAUACGCAGUGGCCCUGAGGGAUUAAAAAAUUACUAUGAUAAACUUCAGCAUCAGCUCAAUGACAUUGUUGAACUUGUACGAGGCAAGCUGUCCAAGCAAACACGUACCACACUGGGAGCUUUGGUGACCAUAGAUGUCCAUGCCAGGGAUGUGGUCAUGGACAUGAUAGAAACAGGUGUUUCCCAUGAAACAGACUUCCAGUGGUUGGCUCAGCUGCGCUAUUACUGGGAAAAUGAGAACGCCCGCGUCCGAAUCAUUAACUGCAACGUGAAAUAUGCUUACGAGUACCUAGGCAACUCACCACGACUGGUCAUUACACCUCUUACUGACAGAUGCUACAGAACCCUGAUUGGUGCUUUUUACCUAAAUCUUGGAGGAGCUCCUGAGGGACCUGCAGGUACAGGAAAGACCGAAACUACCAAAGAUUUGGCUAAGGCUCUGGCCGUGCAGUGUGUGGUGUUCAACUGCUCUGAUGGUCUGGACUACAUAGCAAUGUCAAAGUUCUUCAAGGGUCUGGCAUCAUCUGGAGCAUGGGCUUGCUUUGAUGAAUUUAACCGUAUUGAGUUGGAGGUGCUCUCGGUUGUGGCCCAGCAGAUCCUCUGCAUCCAGAGAGCCAUUCAGAUGAAAAUGGACAUGUUCAACUUUGAAGGCACAGAAUUGAAACUCAACCCAAACUGCUUCGUAGCUAUUACUAUGAAUCCUGGUUACGCAGGGCGAUCCGAGCUGCCUGACAACCUCAAGGUUCUUUUCCGCACUGUAGCUAUGAUGGUUCCCAACUACGCACUGAUUGCAGAGAUCUCACUUUAUUCUUAUGGGUUUCUACAUGCAAAGCCUUUAUCAGUCAAGAUUGUUAUGACAUAUAGGCUUUGCUCUGAGCAACUAUCCUCCCAGUUCCAUUAUGAUUAUGGAAUGCGUGCAGUGAAGGCAGUGCUAGUGGCUGCUGGGAACUUGAAGCUGAAAUUCCCCAAUGAAAAUGAGGAUAUUCUUCUUCUUCGGUCUAUUAAGGAUGUCAAUGAGCCAAAGUUCUUAUCUCAUGAUAUCCCAUUAUUUAAUGGAAUUACCAGUGACCUGUUCCCUGGCAUCCAUUUACCCGAAGCAGACUAUAAAGAUUUGCUGGAGUGUGCACAUGAGUGUUGCAUUAAACACAAUGUUCAACCGGAGAAGGUGUUCCUGGAAAAGAUGAUACAGACCUAUGAAAUGAUGAUUGUCAGACAUGGUUUUAUGCUGGUUGGAGAGCCGUUUUCAGGCAAAACAAAGGUCCUCCAUAUACUGGCUGAUACACUGUCUCUUAUGAAUGAACGAGGGUGCGAGGAAGAAAAAGUCAUCUACAGAACAGUGAACCCAAAAUCCAUCACAAUGGGACAGUUGUUUGGACAGUUUGAUCCGGUGUCACAUGAGUGGACUGAUGGCAUUGUUGCUAACACAUUUCGUGAAUUUGCAUUAUCUGAGACCCCAGAAAGGAAAUGGGUAGUGUUUGAUGGCCCUAUCGAUACAUUGUGGAUAGAAAGUAUGAACACCGUUCUUGACGAUAAUAAAAAGCUUUGCUUAAUGAGUGGUGAGAUUAUUCAGAUGUCAGCACCGAUGAGUCUCAUCUUUGAAGCAAUGGAUCUUUCCCAAGCUUCGCCAGCCACAGUGAGUCGUUGUGGUAUGAUCUACCUGGAACCCCAACAGCUAGGCUGGGAACCCCUGGUGAAGUCAUGGCUCAACACCCUCCCUGAGGCCUUGAAGACAAAGGAACAUUUAGCUCUCUUAGAUGACCUGUUCCAGUGGCUUAUACGACCAGCUUUACGAUUCCUUAGGAAACAGUGCAAGGAACUGGUGGGAACCAGCAACAGCAAUGUGGUGAUAUCACUUACCCGGCUCUUUGAGAUGCUAAUUUUUGAUGCAGUGAAGGAAGAACCCACCAAUAAGAGCAUUCGUAUUUGGAUCAUGAAGCCUGUCAAAUCGUUCUGCUCAUUCCUAUGAAGCUUCAUUUAUACUCAGGCUUGCUUUGCUUUCUCCAUGGUGUGGUCUAUUGGGGGCUGCUGUGAUGCCGACAGCCGGAACAAGUUUGACGCUUUUCUCAAGGAGAUUACAACAGGAAAAAAUGGGCAGAAUCCAAUUCCAGCAUCUAUAGGGAAAUGGGAAUGUCCUUUUGAUGAUAAAGGCCUGGUAUAUGAUUUCAUGUAUGAGUUGAAAGGCAGGGGUCGCUGGGUUCACUGGAAUGAAUUUAUCAAAAGCACAAGUGUGGGGGACACAAACACCAAAAUCCAAGAUAUCAUCGUCCCAACCAUGGAUACUAUCCGAUAUACCUUCCUCAUGGACAUGUCUAUCAAGUACUCUAAGCCAUUGCUGUUUGUAGGACCAACUGGUACGGGUAAAUCAGUGUACGUAAAGGACAAGUUAAUGAACAAUCUGGACAAAGAACAAUUCUUUCCAUUCUUUAUUAAUUUUUCUGCUCGGACCAGUGCCAAUCAAAUACAGAAUAUUGUCAUGGACCGGCUGGAUAAAAGACGUAAAGGAGUAUAUGGACCUCCAGUGGGAAAGAAAUGUGUCAUAUUUGUGGAUGACAUGAAUAUGCCAGCCUUAGAAAAAUAUGGUGCACAGCCACCUAUCGAGCUUCUGAGACAGUUCUUCGACCAUGGAAACUGGUAUGACUUGAAGGACACCUCCAAAAUCACUCUGGUUGAUGUCCAGCUGAUUGCAGCUAUGGGACCCCCUGGUGGUGGGAGAAAUGCAGUGACACCCCGAUUCUUGCGUCAUUUCAACAUUUGCACUAUCAACUCCUUUAGCGAUGAGACCAUGGUGCGAAUCUUCUCAGCAGUUGUGGCAUUCUACCUGAAAAAUAAUGAAUUUUCCCCUGAAUUCUUUACAGUUGGGAACCAAAUUGUGAAUGGCACAAUGGAGGUGUACAAAAAAGCCAUGGAGAACCUGCUGCCUACGCCAGCCAAAUCCCAUUACACAUUUAAUCUUCGGGACUUCUCUCGGGUGGUACAGGGGUGCUUACUUAUCAAGAAAGAAGCUGUGGAGAACAAGCGUGUUAUGGUGCGCCUCUUCGUCCAUGAGGUUCUGCGAGUCUUUUAUGACCGCCUAGUGGAUGACAAGGACCAGUCCUGGCUCUUCAAACUGUUAAAAGAUGUGGUUAAAGAGCAUUUCAAGGAAAAUUUUGAAUCUGUCUUUGAGCAUCUGAAACACGGGAAUGAGCCUGUCUGUGAGGAAGAUAUUAGGAAUCUUCUGUUUGGUGACUACUUGAACCCUGAUCUGGAAGGAGAUGAACGCCUGUAUUCGGAGAUACCAAGUGUGCAGCAGUUUAAUGAUAUAGUGGAGAGAUGUCUGGACGAAUACAACCAAACUCACAAGACCCGCAUGAACCUGGUUAUAUUCAGAUAUGUACUUAAACACUUAUCCCGUAUUUGCCGCAUAUUGAAGCAGCCAGGUGGCAAUGCCUUGCUGGUUGGAGUCGGAGGCAGUGGACGGCAAUCGCUGACUCGUUUGGCCACAUCUAUGGCAAAGAUGAGCAUUUUCCAGCCUGAGAUCUCCAAAAGCUAUGGCAUGAAUGAAUGGAGGGAAGAUCUGAAGGGUCUGCUGAGGAAUGUAGGCGUGAAAGGACAGAAGACCGUGUUUCUUAUUACAGACACACAGAUUAAAACAGAGGCCUUUCUGGAAGAUGUGGACAGUCUGCUCAACACUGGGGAGGUUCCUAACCUUUUUGCUGCAGAUGAAAAGCAGGAAAUUAUGGAGGGAGUUCGCCCAGCAGCACAAGCAGGGAAUAAAAAUGUUGAGCUCAGUCCUCUGGCUUUAUUCGCUUUCUUUGUGAACCGCUGCAAGGAAAAUCUCCACAUUGUAGUUGCCUUCAGCCCCAUUGGAGAUGCAUUUCGCAAUCGCCUGCGGCAAUUUCCUUCUCUUAUCAACUGCUGCACUAUUGACUGGUUCCAGCCAUGGCCAGAGGAUGCCCUUGAGCGGGUGGCUGUCAAGUUUUUGGAGACGUUGGAAAUGACCAGUAUGGUGCGCCAGGAAGUGGUUCCAAUCUGUAAAUACUUCCACACAUCAGCCAUAGUACUAUCAGAGAAGUUUUUGAGAGAACUGGGGAGACAUAAUUAUGUGACUCCCACCUCCUACCUGGAGUUGAUCGCUGCUUUCCGUCAGCUGCUCUCCCAUAAUCGGGACACAGUGAUGAAGGCAAAAAAGAGAUACACUAAUGGUUUAGAUAAAUUGGCCUUUGCUGAAUCCCAGGUUGGAGAUAUGAAGAAGGAACUGGUGGAAUUACAGCCCAAACUGGAAGAAGCCAAAAUAGAAAACGCUGAAAUGAUGAAGGUUAUAGAAAAAGAGUCAGCACAGGUGGAAGCAAAGAGUAAAAUAGUUCGAACAGAUGAAGAAGCUGCCACCCAGAAAGCCAGCGAAGCCCAGGCCUUGAAAAAUGAGUGUGAGAGCGACCUUGCAGAGGCCAUACCAGCCUUAGAGGCCGCCAUGUCUGCUCUUAACACUCUUAAGCCAUCAGAUAUCACAAUUGUAAAAACAAUGAAGAAUCCGCCUUCGGGUGUAAAACUCGUCAUGGAAGCUAUUUGUGUCAUGAAAGAGAUCAAGCCAGAGAAAAUAAAUGAUCCUGCUGGGACUGGGCAGAAGGUCUUUGAUUACUGGGGACCCAGUAAGAAGCUUCUGGGAGAUAUGAAUUUUCUAAAAGACCUGCGAGAAUAUGACAAAGAUAACAUUCCGGUAUCAGUGAUGCAAAAGAUCCGUAGUGAAUUCGCCACCAAUUCUGACUUUGAUCCAGCUAAGGUGGUGAAAGCUUCCUCUGCAGCUGAAGGAUUGUGCAGGUGGAUUCUCGCCAUGGAAGUCUAUGAUAGAAUUGCAAAGGUGGUAGCUCCCAAGAAAGCUCGGUUGCUGGAGGCUGAGCAGUCUCUGGCAGAGACUAUGACAGUGCUGAACCAGAAGAGGGCAGAGCUAAAAGAGGUAGAGGAUAGCUUAGCCGCCCUGAAAGCCACGUUUCGGGAGAAAACAGAGGAGAAAGCCCAGCUGGAAUUCCAAGUGGAUUUAUGUGCUAAAAAGCUAGUACGUGCAGAGAAGUUAAUAGGGGGACUUGGUGGAGAGAAACACAGAUGGUCCAAUGCUGCAGACUCUCUGCAGAAUGUUUAUGAUAAUCUGACUGGGGAUGUCCUUGUAUCGGCUGGUGUCAUUGCCUACCUGGGAGCUUUCACUGCUGGAUUCCGGCAAGAAUGUACUAAAGACUGGAGCAAACUGUGCAAGACUAAAAUGAUCCCCUGCUCUGCAGACUUUUCCUUGAGUAAGAUCCUUGGAGACCCAAUUAAAAUCAGAGCCUGGAAUAUCGCUGGAUUACCAACAGAUAAUUUCUCUAUAGACAAUGGCGUCAUUGUGAGCAAUUCAAGGCGAUGGCCUUUGAUGAUUGACCCCCAGAGCCAAGCUAACAAAUGGAUUAAGAAUUCAGAAAGGGAGAACCAGUUGAGUGUGAUCAAAUUAACAGAUUCAGACUACAUGCGGACUCUGGAGAACUGUAUCCAGUUUGGCACUCCUCUUCUCCUGGAGAAUGUUGGGGAAGAACUGGACCCAUCGCUGGAGCCAUUACUACUGAAACAGACUUUUAAACAGGGGGGUGUGGACUGCAUCCGACUUGGAGAAACAGUUAUUGAAUAUUCAAAGGAUUUCAGAUUCUACAUCACAACUAAACUGAGAAAUCCACAUUAUCUGCCUGAAUUGGCAACUAAAGUCUCUCUGUUAAACUUCAUGAUCACCCCAGAGGGUCUGGAAGACCAGUUACUUGGGAUCGUUGUGGCGAAAGAGAGACCAGAGCUUGAAGAAGAGAGGAAUGCAUUGAUAUUACAGUCGGCUGCUAAUAAAAAACAGCUAAAGGAGAUUGAAGACAAAAUAUUGGAGACCUUGCAGUCCUCAGAGGGAAACAUCUUGGAAGAUGAGAGUGCCAUCCAGAUCUUAGACUCUGCCAAGAUCAUGUCCAAUGAGAUUACCAAAAAGCAACAGAUUGCAGAGAAAACCGAACUUAAGAUAGCAGAGUCUCGAGAAGGCUACAGGCCCAUCGCUAAGCACUCAUCUGUCCUCUUCUUCAGUAUUGCUGACCUGGCUAACAUUGACCCAAUGUAUCAGUAUGCCCUCAACUGGUUUGUCAACCUCUACAUAAACUCCAUUCAGGACAGCAACAAAUCCAAAAUCUUGGAAAAACGUCUUCGUUACCUGAAUGAUCACUUUACCUACAAUUUAUACUGCAACGUGUGCCGCUCCCUCUUUGAGAAGGACAAACUCCUGUUUUCCUUCUUGCUUUGCUGCAAUCUUCUCAUGGCAAAGAAGGAGAUUGGGUAUCUGGAAUUUAUGUUCUUAAUGACUGGAGGAGUGGGCCUGCAGAAUAAUGUGGCCAACCCAGCACCAUCUUGGCUUCCUGAUAAAAGCUGGGAUGAGAUUUGCCGCACUAGCGAUUUACAUUCCUUCAAAGGUUUAAGGGAACACUUCAUAGAAAAUCCCAAUGCAUGGCACACAAUAUAUGACAGCAGGGAGCCACACAAUGUUCCUUUACCCAACCCAUUCAAUGAAAAACUGAACGAGCUCCAGAAAAUGAUCAUUCUACGAUGCCUGAGACCAGACAAGAUCACCCCAGCUGUGACCAAUUAUGUGACUGAUAAAUUGGGGAAGAAGUUUGUUGAGCCACCUCCAUUUGAUUUAUCAAAAAGUUAUUUGGAUUCCAAUUCUACAAUCCCCCUCAUCUUUGUCUUGUCACCUGGAGCUGAUCCAAUGGCAAGCUUAUUGAAAUUUUCCAAUGACAAGAACAUGGGGGGUGGUGAAAAAUUCCAGGCCAUCUCUCUUGGACAAGGACAGGGGCCUGUGGCUGCAAAAAUGAUAAAAGAGGGAGCAGCAAAUGGAACUUGGGUCUGUCUACAGAACUGCCACCUGGCUGUGUCCUGGAUGCCAACGCUGGAGAAAAUCUGUGAGGAGUUUACUAGUGACACAUGUCACCCAGACUUUAGACUCUGGUUAACUAGUUAUCCAUCACCAAAGUUUCCCGUCACCAUUCUUCAGAACGGAGUUAAGAUGACCAAUGAACCACCAACAGGACUAAGGCUUAAUCUAUUACAAUCAUACCUCACUGACCCCAUCUCUGACACUGAGUUCUUCAGUGGCUGCCCAGGGAAAGAACAGAUAUGGGAGAAGCUGCUGUUUGGGGUGUGUUUCUUCCAUGCUCUGGUCCAGGAAAGGAAGAAGUUUGGUCCUCUUGGAUGGAACAUUCCAUAUGGCUUCAAUGAAUCUGAUUUGCGAAUAAGCAUUCGUCAGUUACAGCUGUUUGUCAAUGACUAUGACCAUGUCCCCUUUGAAGCAAUCUCAUAUCUAACUGGAGAAUGUAACUAUGGAGGGCGUGUGACAGAUGACUGGGACCGGCGUCUCCUACUAACCACUCUAGCAGAUUUCUAUAACAAUGAUAUAGUGGAGAAUCCCCGUCAUUCCUUUUCUCCAAGUGGAGACUACCUAGCGCCACCUAAAGGCACUUAUGAGGAUUACAUAGAAUUCAUCAAGCGGCUCCCAUUCAGUCAGCACCCUGAGGUCUUUGGCUUACAUGAAAAUGUUGACAUAUCAAAAGAUCUACAGCAAACGAAAAUUAUUUUCGAGUCCUUACUCCUCACUCAGGGGGGAAGCCGACAAGGAGGCUCAUCUGGGGCCAUUGAUAACACAUUAUAUGAGAUAGCCAGUGAUAUACUCAGCAAGCUUCCCAAGGAUUUUGACAUCGAAGCAGCUCUUCAGAAGUUCCCAGUGAGAUAUGAAGAGAGCAUGAACACUGUGCUGGUACAGGAGAUGGAGAGGUUUAAUAACUUAAUCCGAACUAUCCGGAUCACGUUGCAAAAUCUACAGAAGGCCAUCAAGGGUCUGGUGGUAAUGGAUUCAGAACUGGAGGCCCUGUCUAGCAGUUUAAUUGUGGGGAAGAUUCCUGAGACAUGGGCCAAGCGUUCUUAUCCCAGCCUAAAACCUCUGGGAAGUUACAUCAGUGAUUUCCUGGCCCGGCUGAAGUUCUUACAGAACUGGUGUGACUCUGGCAAACCACAUGUGUUCUGGCUGUCAGGGUUCUUCUUCACACAAGCGUUUUUAACCGGAGCCAUGCAGAACUACGCCAGAAAAUACCAAAUUCCCAUUGAUCUUCUGGGGUAUGAAUUUCAGGUUCUACCUAUAGAUACCUCUGACACCUCUCCAGAAGAUGGUGUAUAUAUUAAUGGAUUAUUUUUGGAUGGAGCUCGGUGGGACAAGAAGAGUGGUGUGCUGGUAGAACAACACCCCAAAAUCUUAUUUGACCUGGUGCCGAUAAUCUGGAUAAAACCAAGUAAAAAAUCUGAAAUAAAGAAGACCAAGUCCUAUGUGUGUCCUCUCUACAAGACCAGUGAACGAAAGGGAACCCUGUCCACCACAGGCCACUCCACCAACUUUGUCAUUGCUAUGCUGCUGCCAAUAGACAAACCAGUACAACAUUGGAUAAAGAGAGGGGUUGCCCUCCUCUGCCAGCUCGAUGACUAAGAACACACUCA
Molecule: messenger RNA, 11669 nt
Organism: Nanorana parkeri
Lineage: Eukaryota; Metazoa; Chordata; Amphibia; Anura; Dicroglossidae
Gene: DNAH12
Product: dynein axonemal heavy chain 12
Exons: 71
Biological process (GO): microtubule-based movement
Cellular component (GO): dynein complex
Molecular function (GO): ATP binding; minus-end-directed microtubule motor activity; dynein intermediate chain binding
Source: RefSeq, a predicted model, not a curated record